Molecule: messenger RNA, 1315 nt
Organism: Panonychus citri (citrus red mite)
Lineage: Eukaryota; Metazoa; Arthropoda; Arachnida; Trombidiformes; Tetranychidae
Product: eukaryotic translation initiation factor 5A-1-like
Exons: 2
Coding region: 226-711 (161 amino acids)
Biological process (GO): positive regulation of translational termination; positive regulation of translational elongation
Molecular function (GO): ribosome binding; RNA binding; translation elongation factor activity
Source: RefSeq, a predicted model, not a curated record
GUCACAACCAGAUAGAGAUUAAGAUUAACAUUAAACAAGGAAUGAAGGUCAACUAGUAAAAGAAAAAGUUGACCAAAUAUGAUAGAGAUGAUGGAGAAAUAAAGUAAAAAAAGUUUUUUCUCUUUUUCGUCUUCGUCUUCAUCUUUAUCUUCAUCUCUCUUUCCCUCUCUCAAGUGACCACAUAGAUUGUUUUCUUUGUACAUAAAAAAAACAUUUCCAAUAGAAAUGAAAAGUUUUCUAAUCGUAAUUUUCUUAAUAUUUUGUGUACAUUUUGAUUCGACUUUCGGUGAUUUGGACACUUAUUCGGUACAAUGUUCAUCUCUUCGUACCAACGGCUAUGUGAUGAUCAGAGAUCGACCCUGUAAAAUAAUGGAAAUGAGUAAUUCCAAGGCUGGUAGACAUGGUCAAGCAAAGGUCAAAAUCGUCGGACAUGAUAUGUUUACUGGUAAAAAGUACGAUGAUCUAUGUUUACCUUCUCGUAAUAUUGAAGUUCCAAUAAUCUCACGUACCGAAUAUCAGCUGAUUGGAAUUGACAAUGAUGGUUUUAGCACUUUAAACGAUGAACAUGGUAACACCCGGAAGGACAUUCGACUACCUGAAAGUAAACUUGGUGAAACAAUUAGAGAAAAAUUUAAACAAAAUGUCGAACUUAUUGUCACCGUCAUGUCAGCAGUGGGCGAAGAGGGAAUUGUGGCCUCAAAAGUCCCCUAAUAACAUCCAACUGAUCGAAUGUUCCAUCAAUAAUAAUAAUCGCCAAUGUACAAUUAAUAAAAACUCGAGAAAAAAAAAUCAAAUCAGAAAGAACAAUUUUCCUAAAAAAGAAAACAAAAAAUAGUUUAAUUUCCAACCAAAAGAUGGCGCUGCCUUUAGAAAAGUAAAUGAAACAAUUGAAAUGAUCAAAAAUUGAGAUUCAGAAUUUUAAUUGUUAUCAAAUUGUUGAUUCUAUGAAUACAAUUAAGUAGUCAGUCGUUAUUAGUAUUGAAACAAUGAUAAACUUGAAACCUUUUUCUUCAUAUUGAUUUAAUUCAACUUGAAGUAUUGAACAAAAUGAAAGAUGUAGCAAAGAAAUAUAAAUGAGCUAAAUUGUCAACAAUUAAGGUGUGGAGACAAUUAACGAUUAACUAAAUUUAAUAAUAGAGUCAAACAAUGAUUUCUUCAAGUGUUAAUGAACAUGAAAUGAUUUUUAAUUCACAAUUAACGAUUGUAAGACAUUUUUACCUUUCCCUUUCUCGUAUGUGUUUACAAUCGUAACAAUUUAAUUCUCAUCUUUAAUUGUUGUUAAGUUAUCAUUUUCAAGAUCAUUGAUCCAUUUAAC